UGCACAUUUUUGCAAAGACCGUGUAAUGUAUAUUUUUGAAUGCGCAGUGUAAUUUUCUUUAAAUUUCAGGGAGUUAUAGCCCCCUCUUGUCAUGGAAAACCUUACCAUGGAUAACAUGACUGUGGAGAAUGACACGUCGGUGCAUGACAACCAGACCCUGGGCGUGUGGACUGACUAUUCCGUUGAAUACAAAGUGGUCAGCGUGUUUUUGGUGUCGCUGAUAUGUGGGGUAGGGAUCGUGGGGAACGUGAUGGUCAUACUGGUAGUCCUGACCACCAAGCACAUGCGAACUCCCACUAACUGUUACCUUGUGAGCCUAGCGGCGGCUGACCUGAUGGUCCUGACGGCCGCCGGGCUGCCCAACAUUACCGACGCCCUGCACGGGCAGUGGGUGUACGGCUACGCGGGCUGCCUGGGCAUCACUUAUUUCCAGUACCUGGGGAUAAACGCGUCCUCCUGCUCCAUAACAGCCUUCACAGUGGAGCGCUACAUCGCCAUCUGCCACCCCAUUAAAGCGCAAUUCUUAUGCACUUUAUCCAGGGCUAAGAAGAUCAUCAUGCUGGUGUGGGCGCUAACUUCUGUUUACUGCAUCAUGUGGCUCUUUCUGUCAGACACUAAAAAGUUGGUCUAUGACAACGUGGUGCUACUCAGCUGCGCCUACAAAGUGUCCAGGAGUCACUACCUGCCCAUCUACUUCACGGAUUUCACGGUGUUUUACGUGCUGCCUCUCAUGCUGGCCACGGUUCUGUACGGAUUGAUCGCCAGGAUACUUUUCAUAAAUCCACUGCCUUCGGAUCCCAAGGACAGCACCAAGAAGUGGAAGAAGGAGACGACUCAGGGAGGGAGGAUGAUCAGCGCCAGCUCCUCCAGCAGCACCACGGCUGCGUCCCGCAGACAGGUGACAAAGAUGCUAGCUGUGGUGGUGAUCCUCUUCGCCUUGCUUUGGAUGCCCUACCGUACCUUGGUGGUGGUCAACUCUUUCCUGGACAAGGCCUACUUAGACACCUGGUUCCUGCUCUUCUGCCGUCUCUGUAUCUACCUAAACAGCGCCAUCAAUCCCAUCAUCUAUAAUGCCAUGUCCCAGAAGUUCCGUGCCGCUUUUAAGAAAUUGUGUCACUGUGGCCAUCAGCGCAUCGAGAAACCCGCUACCUACAGCGUGGCACUCACCUACAGUGUCAUAAAGGACACAUCCAACGGGGAAAGUCCUGACCAUUUCACUACAGUCAUGGACGAGCUCCACACACCAUCUGAUCAGUAUGUACCUGCCAGCAUCCUGCCAAGUGCCAAAAAAAUGCCGUAUGAAGAGCCUUCUCCAUCGAGCAAGGAUGUCAAGGCCUGACUGGAAACAAACUUUCCACUUAAAGGGGGUAUCAGAGACAGCUGCGGGAUUGAUUCAGACAUGUAUUGAAUAUACAGGCAGUUCCACCUUAAUUUGUCCAAGGUUUUUUCCUCUUGUAUGUCUGUUUUAUUUGACAACAGUUGCAAGUAGACAAAUAGGAUGCAACGAGAUGAGCUGCCCUGUGCUGUAAGAAUGAUCAGGAACAGUCUGCAGAGAAAAUCUCUGCUUAUUUGUCUCAAAAACAGGAAGUAUCAAUUAUUAAUGCACCUCAGCCACAUGAUGUAAUACUGAGACACCUUUUGUAUAAACUUUACUAUAAGCUUUACACUAUAAACUUGCAUGACACCGAUUUUUUUUUUUUUAGUGAAUAUCAUAGGUCUGUGUGAUAAUAGCCUUGCCAUUACGGACCUUUACAGCAAGUUUAAAACGAUUUUAGCUGUCUACCUUAACUCUUUGUUCAUUCCCAUUAGUCUGAUCGUGCCACUUUCAGCCACAGCAGGCAGCGGUUUUGAACAAACAGCUCUCACUCCACACUACCUGCUCAGCACGAAACAGCUGACAGAUUUAGCGAGCGCUGCUGGUGAACACAGUGGACAUUCAGCAGAUCAGAUAUUCCCCCGGGGACCCCCAGAUACCUAACAUUUAAAUUAAAUUUGCCAGCUGAUCAGAAGCAUUUUCACUGCCUGCAAACAGGCAAAAAAAAAAAAGAAGUAAUUCCAUAGUGUGCCUCAAACACCCCCCUUUUCACUAGUUUCUUCCCUUAGUAACAAACAGUACUUAAAUAGAGCUUAGCUUCAGACAUGUUUUAAUCGUUAGUGGCAGAAACACACACUUAAAGUGGACAUUAACUCAUUUUUAUUCCAUUUUCUUAACUGCUCGUCCAAUUCAGGGUUGCAUGCUGCUAGAGCUUCUACCAGCUGUCAUAGGGUGAAAGGCAAUGUACACCCUGGGCAGGUCUCUAGUCUAUUGCAAGGCAAUUGCAUAGAGACAGACCACCAUUCACACCUUCGGUUUACACUUUUACACAUUUACACUUUGGUUGAUGACUUGCUGUUAGUCUAAUGGCAGGCUGAUGUCUCUGUGCAUUCAGUGGACAGAUAUGGUCAGGGAUGUGUGGUGCAGGGGCUCAUGUCUUAUUAUUUCUCUUGUUAAUGUCACUCACAGGGCAAGGCAGCAUUCAAGAAUAAACUGCGUUUAUUCAUAGUAGGAAGAUGUGAACCAUCCACCAUGAUGUGCAGUCAUGUGGGACUAAUGUCAAACUAGCAACACACCAGUGAGAAACUAAAAAAAAAAACAAAAAUAAAUGGUCUCAGUAGGGUGGAUGACCACAUGCCACCACAGCAGCUUCAGCGCUCCUUAGCAUGUGGUUGUCCACCCUCUCAUUUGGUGUUUUGAUGAUGAUAGUAAAGAACACUCCAUAAAACAUCUCCCAUAGUAAUCCUAUCAAUUUCAUACUCAAUUAAAUUAUUCAUUUAAAUUAUUAUUAUUGAUUAUAUGACCAUAAGUGCCCUGUGGAUGGAUGGGAGGUUUCUCUUCCUGGAAGAGACCACUUUCACCGGGACAGAAACAUUUCCUUAAAAGGGAUAAAGGCGAUCUUGAGUUUUCAGAGGACCUCUAAAUGGUGUGUUCCCAGUCGAGUCCCUCAACACUGAUGUCAUGUCCUUUAAUUUAUCAUUACACAUUUUAGAUGGAAAGUUUAAGUGCUUUUGCUGUAAAGUAACAUUAUUUUGUGUAGUAUGUACAAUAUUAGACUGGCUUGAAAAAGUUUUGUUUCUGUGUUGGAACAGCAUAGAACUGACCACAUGUAUAUCAAAGUCCCAUGAUAGAUGUUUAUAUUUUUUACAUUACCCAGCCCUACAGGAUAUCAUUUUACCAACCCUACUGUACACAGGUUUUACAAAUGUCUUUUCUCUUUGCUAAUAUACCACCAGAGGCCCUGUAAUUCAAAUAAAUCCAAUAUGCAUGACAUUUUAGUCUUGCUGCUACAGGGAAAGCAAAAAUAUGGAUUUAAUUGAGCUUUUAAAAAUAGGUCUAAGUAUAAGAACGACUUAAACUUGUUUUGCCAAUUUAAAAUCUUCUGAAGUUUAAUGAUCUAUGUGUGGAUUUUAAACUUAACAGUGAGAGACACACACCAAAGUCUUAUGUUGGAUAACUGCUGUGGACUCACUGUGGAGAGCCUGUGUGGGUCAGUGGCCGGUGUAUCGAUAUGAGAUAGAAGAGUGUGCAGCUCAGAUAUGCAGAACGAGAGGCUGUUUGUUAAAGGGUCCAAUAGCUGUCAUGACAGUAAUUCACUGAAACUGCAGAAUGCAGCACAUUUUUAUCUGCUCAGCAAAACCCAAGAGAGCAAAGGUGUAAAUAGAUCACAACAAAGUGCCAUACCUGAGUUGGUGCAAUCCACACUAUGUAUAUAGCUCACACCCGGCUAUUAAAGGACGGAUCUUCUAGUUCUUUGAGCUACAUGUACAGUGUGUGUAAGCUAAAGAUGUGUCAAGGGGAUGUAUGAGAAAGGAACUCCGUGAGAGGGACCUUUUUCACGCUAAAGCGAAGGCUUUUUCUGUCAAUAUUGUCAAGUUGCUUGAAAUUGAUUGUGCAGUGCAAUGUGAAAUUCAAUGGGUAUUGUGUUUUCAAAUUGUGGCAGCAAAUGCAUUUUUUUUUUUUUUUUAAAUAAUUGCUCAUUUUGAUCUAUUGUUCCAUCAGUGUGUUUGCUAUCAUUUCACACCAGCGGGUGAGGGCUAAACACAAGUAGAAGAAGAAAGUGAAGAGAAAAAAAAAAAAUUAAACGGUUGUAGUAGUUGUAGUGUGAUGUACCACUUAUUUGUACAAUUUUCAAUUUCUCCCUUUGUUCUCAGUUGAAGCAUAUUUAAUUUUUUUGACAAACAGCUGUGAUGGAUACUUUGUGUUCUGCGCUGUCAGGAGCAUGAACGCAGGCUUUUGUGAAGUCCUACCUGAUGAGUUUCUAUCUGAUGCAGUGUUUUUGUGCACGCUCCUGUCUGGAGGUCGCUUUUCUCUGCUGUAGCUGUUUGAUGGCUUGCUUUGUAUUUUGUA
Molecule: messenger RNA, 4384 nt
Organism: Archocentrus centrarchus (flier cichlid)
Lineage: Eukaryota; Metazoa; Chordata; Actinopteri; Cichliformes; Cichlidae
Gene: trhra
Product: thyrotropin-releasing hormone receptor a
Exons: 2
Coding region: 92-1339 (415 amino acids)
Biological process (GO): phospholipase C-activating G protein-coupled receptor signaling pathway
Cellular component (GO): membrane
Molecular function (GO): thyrotropin-releasing hormone receptor activity
Source: RefSeq, a predicted model, not a curated record